Paramecium tetraurelia is the source of this 1338-nucleotide messenger RNA. RefSeq lists its product as uncharacterized. Gene Ontology annotation, molecular function: ATP binding; protein serine/threonine kinase activity. NCBI's taxonomy places the organism in Eukaryota, Ciliophora, Oligohymenophorea, Peniculida, Parameciidae. Gene Ontology annotation, biological process: intracellular signal transduction; protein phosphorylation. The record is from RefSeq and is a predicted model, not a curated record. Gene Ontology annotation, cellular component: cytoplasm. The transcript is spliced from 7 exons.
AUGUAAUCUGAACCUGAUUCGAUUGUGGAGAAAAGUCCGAAGGGAAGAUUUAUUAGAUUUAAUGAGUAAAUCGGGAAAGGGACUUACAAAACUGUGUAUAGGGGCUAUGAUGAGGAGUCUGGAUGUGAAAUUGCAUGGAAUGUAGUACAUUUAGAUCAAUUGCCGCAGUAGGAGGAGAGGAAAAGGAUAUCAGAGGAACUGAAUAUUCUUAAUAACAUCAAACAUCCCAACAUUAUCAGCCUCAUAAAUGCGUGGAUUAGCAAAAAUAAAUGUGAAGUUAUUUUUAUAACAGAAAUUGUACAUGGUGGAUCACUCAAAAAACAUUUGAGAAAAAUACAGAGGCCCAGGUUAAAAAUACUCAAGCAUUGGUGUCGAGAAAUACUGAAAGGUUUAGAAUAUCUACAUAGUAUUUCUCCAUAUCCAGUAAUACAUAGAGAUAUUAAAUGCGAUAAUAUCUUCAUUAACACCCAUAAUAACCAAGUGAGAAUCGGGGAUUUCGGAUUAGCAAUUAAGUUACAAUAAUAGGAUUUUACAUAAUCAGUACUUGGAACUCCAGAAUUCAUGGCUCCUGAAAUUUAUGAAGAGAGAUACGGACCUCCGGUGGAUAUAUAUGCCUUUGGUAUGACAUGCUUGGAAAUGGCUACAUAAAGAAGGCCAUAUGAAGAGUGUACAGCCCCCAAUUAAAUUUAUUAAAAGGUUAUCAACCGAAUUAAGCCAAAAACAUUAGAUCUGAUAUAGAAUCAAGAUUUAAAAGAAUUUAUUUUAAAAUGUCUCGAAGAUUAAGAAAAAAGGCCAACAGCCUCAGAAUUGCUUAAUGAUAAGUUUUUGAAUGAGUCAGAAGAUGAUAAUUAACAUGUUGUUAUUUUGGAAGAGGAAUAAAGUGAACAAAUAUUGGAAAGUAAUAUUUUGAAGUAUGACCCUGUAUUCAGAGAAUAAUUAGAUUUUGAUAGUUCUAUCUUAAUUUAAUUAAAUGAAUCAGAUGAAAUGCAUAUCAAAAUUACAUUUACGGAUUUAACUAAAUAUAAUUCUUCUUUUCAAGAAUUCAUAAAGACCAGUGUCUAAAAAUAUUCAGAUUUAUAAAAACCUGAAUAAUUCGCAGCAUUCUAAGAGGAAAUUUAAAAGUAAGGUGGCAUUGACAAAGCUGUAUGGGUGAAGCCGAGUGAAGAGUCGAAGAAAAUUAUGAAGACUUAAUUUUUAUAAUCUUUAGAAUAAUUUCAAUCAACUGUGUCUACACUUCUGUAAGAUGUAGAUAUCAAUGAAUGGGAGUUAAUUGAAUAGUAGAUUUUGGUGUAGUUUUAAUAAUAAAGAAAAUAAGCAAAAUCUAGAUUGCCAAAUUGA